CUGAAAUCUAGAUAUGCAGCUCUUGUCAAGAACAGCAAGGAUGUUGUGGACCAAACUGAAGAGCAAGUUGGAAGUUAUGAAGAGUAUCGCAAGUCAUAUGAUGAAUGUUAUAACUGGCUUGCCAAAUCAAAGCAUCAGGUUGAGCAUCUGGCAGACUAUUCAGGGGACAAGAAAACUCUGCAAGACAAACUUCAUCAGCUCAAGGUUUUCAAAGCCACCUUAGGCCAAGGUCAUGAAUUGCUAAACCUGGUGACUACCAAAGGUGAAAGGCUAAGUGGUGCAACAACAUAUUCUCAAGGCCAGGAUGCAUUGCUGAAAGAGAGAAAGAGUCUGCAGGAAGACUGGAAUGCAUUCGCAUCUGUUGUCAAUAAUAUUGAACACAAAUUGGAAACAAGUAUUGCACAAUGGAAGGACCUUGAUGAUGAAAAUUCUGCACUUAACGGCUGGAUAGAAAUGAUGGAGAACAAGCUGAAAAGCUGUGUUCAACCUACAGCUCAUUUAUCCAAUACAAGAUCUCAGCUUCAGAAGGCAGAG
This is a messenger RNA of Candidula unifasciata, 534 nucleotides long. NCBI's taxonomy places the organism in Eukaryota, Metazoa, Mollusca, Gastropoda, Stylommatophora, Geomitridae. The record is from the annotation of a GenBank genome assembly.